Glycine soja is the source of this 1687-nucleotide messenger RNA. RefSeq names its product growth-regulating factor 3-like. The transcript is spliced from 3 exons. Bases 227 to 1231 code for a protein of 334 amino acids. Gene Ontology annotation, molecular function: ATP binding. Gene Ontology annotation, cellular component: nucleus. The record is from RefSeq and is a predicted model, not a curated record. Gene Ontology annotation, biological process: developmental process; DNA-templated transcription; regulation of DNA-templated transcription. Lineage: Eukaryota; Viridiplantae; Streptophyta; Magnoliopsida; Fabales; Fabaceae.
CAGCAUCCGUUCUUGACUUGAAUCCCUACCAUUUUAUUAUUUUUACCUAUCAAACAAAACAAUCAUGUCUCAACUCCUCCUCCUUCUGCUUCUCUCCGAGGUAACCGCCCCCACUUUUUUCUAAUGCAGAAUAUUUCCCUCUCUCUCUUUCCCUCUUUAUCUUCCUCUUUCAGAUUCACCCUCGUUUUCCCUCUUUCGCAUAAAUAAAUAAAUAAAUAUAAACACCAUGAGCGUUCCUCCGCCGUCUACGGCGGCGAUGUGGACGCCGUUCACGGCAGCGCAGUGGCACGAGCUGGAGCACCAGGCCCUCAUCUUCAAGUACCUCAAGGCGGGUCUCUCGGUUCCCCCUGACCUCCUUCUCCCCAUUCGCAAGAGCCUCCAAUUGAUAUCGUCUCACCCAUCGAUGGGGUAUUAUGGGAAGAAGAUAGACCCUGAACCGGGUCGGUGCAGGAGAACCGAUGGGAAAAAGUGGAGGUGUUCGAGGGAUGCACACCCUGACUCCAAGUACUGCGACCGCCAUAUGAUACGACGUCGUUACCGUUCAAGAAAGCCUGUGGAAUCAUCUCAAACUCACUCUUCUUCUUCUGCUUCUGCUGCUUCUUCAAAUUCAAACCCUGUUGCUGGUGGUGGUUCUGUUGCUAAUGUUUCUGCAACUGCUGCAAAAAACCUUCACACACUUCCCUUGCACAUCAAUGGCGCAAGGGAAGGUUUCACUUUCACCCUUGGGAACAACACCAGCACCAACACCAACACCAACACCAACACCCUCCCUCACCUUCACAUGAACCCCCUCACUCUUUCAGCUGACAAUACCAAGAAAACUUACAGGUUUGGACUGAACUCAGAAGCAGAUGAGCACAACGUCUUACAGAAAGAUCUGGGAAGUGUGAGGUAUCAAGGUUAUGACUUUACCUCAGAUGCCAUGUGGUCUCAAAUGUCUCACAUUCCAUCAAAUACUGUUUCGGAAUCGAGAAUCGGUUCUACUAUGCUGGGCAACUGCUUCCAACAUCAAACAAUGCGAGAUGCUGAGCUGUUGAAUCUGGAAACGGCGAGGACCAAAGACCUUGUCUUUAGUGGCCAGCUAAGUUCUGCAGGGGGUAUGAAACAGGAAUAUCAGUCUCCCCAGUCUCUCUUCAGUGACUGGGACUGGAAGAAGGAUUUAAGUUCCUCUGCCCUUGAGUAUAGGCCCAACAAGGAUUUUAACUGCAACCCAGAUGUCAAUGUUGAUUAAAAUGGUUCUUUAUAAGGCUUGGAAAGAGUGUUUUUGUUUCGUGUCGUGAUAUGUCAGCAUCCAUCCGAAGUCCAUUUUAAUCAGGAACUGGUUCCCUACCCUUUUGUUUUUUCCCAAACCAAUGAAAAUACAAGUCCUCAGGCAGUGAUGAUUUUUCAUCCAUAGCUUUCAGAGACCCGAGGGAGUCAUGGUUUAAUUUCGUGUUGUUCUUUUAUAUAAACUUAAAAUACUUGAAGGAGUUAUGCUUUCUUUAAAUGUAAACCUGUAAUAGUAUUUGACUGUUUUUGUUGUUCUUCGUUGUAAUGUCAUGUAGUUUGACUCUUGUCUCCUAUGGUUGUAGUCCCUUGAUUGUUAGACAGAUUGUGCUAUUUUCAGGCAGCAAGCAAGGUCACAAGUAUGUUUAAUUAUUGUAUGAAUGAUUGUGAUUGAGAAUGACCAACAUUCUUUAACAUGGCA